Molecule: messenger RNA, 2235 nt
Organism: Odontomachus brunneus
Lineage: Eukaryota; Metazoa; Arthropoda; Insecta; Hymenoptera; Formicidae
Gene: LysRS
Product: lysine--tRNA ligase
Exons: 8
Coding region: 263-2092 (609 amino acids)
Biological process (GO): lysyl-tRNA aminoacylation
Cellular component (GO): cytoplasm; mitochondrion; cytosol
Molecular function (GO): tRNA binding; ATP binding; lysine-tRNA ligase activity
Source: RefSeq, a predicted model, not a curated record
ACGUUGGACACGAACACCAUACUCACUCGUGACGAGAGGUUAUCGACGCUCGCGUCGCUCUGGAGUGGCUUCACCACACGCGUGGCUUCACCGACGUGAUCCGAGAACGACAUAUGACAUCGGCUCGCCGCACCACGUGCUGUUCCCGCGUUGCUCCCGAACACGCGAGCCAUACUUUUUCCGCAGGUGACCGGUAUUUCGCACAGCGAUCGGGACUCGGGCAAACGCGUCGCGUCAGUAAGCCUAGUAUCGUGACGCGAUCAUGCUCGCUAAUUUGAUCAAAGCUCGCGCUGUCUUCACACAGUCGUUUGCGCGAACGUGGCUAACAUGCCACGAGGCAAAAUUGCUUCAGAUGUCUCUACGGCGCCGCUCCACGACCGAGCUGAAGAGACGCCUCAAAGCCGAGCAGAAGGCCAAGGAGAAGGCUGGGAAAGAGGCUAAGGCAGCUGAAGCUAAGGAGCAAGCUAAGAAUGCCGAGAAGAAGAUUGAUCUCGAGGAAGAAAUUAGCGCAAAUGAAUACUUUAAGCUUCGAACACUUACAGUCAGUCAACUCAAGGCCAGCAAUGACCAUCCUUAUCCUCAUAAGUUCCACGUAUCAACCUCCUUAGAGACGUUCAUCGAAAAAUUUAUCGAUGUCGUGAAGGAUGGAGAAACGCUCGUGGAUGAAGUGCACAGCAUCGCAGGGCGCGUCCACUCCAUUCGAGGAGCUGGUGCCAAGUUGAUUUUCUUCGACCUUCGAGGAGAAGGUGUUAAAGUGCAAGUGAUGGCUAAUGCGCGAAAUUAUAAAAACGGAGAGAAAUUUGCGACAGACACCUCAAAGAUUAGGAGAGGCGACAUCAUAGGUAUAGUUGGCAAUCCAGGGAAAAGCAAGAAAGGCGAAUUCUCAAUUAUGCCACACUCUAUAACCCUUCUGAGUCCGUGCCUGCAUAUGUUACCGCAUCUCCAUUUCGGCCUGAAAGACAAAGAGACGAGAUAUCGACAGCGAUAUCUGGACCUCAUCUUAAACAACAGAGUCCGUCAAAUCUUCCAUAUACGUGCCAAGAUAAUUGCUUAUGUACGCAGUUACUUGGACAAACUAGGCUUCCUGGAGAUCGAGACGCCUAUGAUGAAUAUGAUCGCCGGAGGUGCGACCGCUAAACCUUUUGUCACUCACCACAAUGAACUCAACAUGGAUCUGUACAUGAGAAUUGCUCCGGAGUUGUAUCACAAGAUGUUAGUCGUCGGUGGGAUCGACAGAGUGUACGAGAUCGGCAGGCAGUUCAGGAACGAGGGCAUCGACAUGACCCACAAUCCCGAGUUCACUACCUGCGAGUUUUACAUGGCAUACGCGGACUACAACGAUCUGAUGGCCCUAACGGAGGAUAUGGUGUCCAGCAUGGUGAAGACGAUACACGGCACUUAUAAGAUAGUUUACCAUCCCGAUGGACCGGAAGGCGAAGGAGUUGAAAUAGACUUUACACCACCCUUCAAACGCAUUUCGAUGAUGAAGACAUUGGAAGAGGCUCUUCAAGUUAAACUGCCCAAAGCUGAUCAGCUCAACACGCCGGAGACGAACCAGAUUCUGAGUGAUCUCUGCACGAAGCACAACGUUGAAUGCGCUGCUCCCAGAACGUCCGCAAGAUUGUUAGACAAACUUGUUGGGGAAUUUAUCGAGGAGAAGUGCAUCAAUCCUACAUAUAUCAUAGAUCAUCCGCAAGUGAUGUCUCCAUUAGCUAAGUGGCAUCGUUCCGAAGAAGGCCUGACGGAACGAUUUGAGCUAUUCGUUAUGAAGAAGGAAAUUUGCAACGCGUACACCGAACUGAACGAUCCAAUCGUUCAAAGAGAAAGGUUCGAGCAGCAGGCGAAAGAUAAAGCGGCCGGCGACGAGGAAGCACAGAUGGUCGACGAGACUUUCUGCACCGCUUUGGAGUAUGGUCUGCCGCCGACAGCUGGCUGGGGCAUGGGUAUUGAUCGCCUAACAAUGUUCCUCACUGACUCGAAUAAUAUUAAAGAGGUGUUGCUCUUUCCUCAAAUGAAACCUGAUGAAAACCCAAAUAAACACAAGGACAUCGCUGAAGAUGACAAAACGUCAAAUGUCAGUGACGAAAAAUAAGACAGACAUGGGCCAAAAAUAAAGUUAUUUAUUUAAAGUUAUAAGAAACACAGUUAAUGUUUUCCACCAGUGUGAGAAUUUUUUUUUUGAUGGAUAACUUUCCCUAUUUACAGAGAAAUAAAUUUUUUUUAAAUUCGGUUAUA